AUGACAAAUUAUGAUGGCAUUGAUGGCAAAAUUACAUGCAGAUGGAAUGAAUUACACCUAGGAAGAAUUCUGGCAGUGCAAGUUCAGAGUAAAUCUAUACUAACGUUAAGUAGUAGAGAACAAACAGAGUGUCAUUUCAUCUUAUAUAAAUUCGAUUCAUCUAAACUCGAAAAUCGUAUUGUAAUCUCGGGUAAUAAUGAGAUUAAAAUUAAAAAUGAUGGCUCCAAAGAGAAGAUUUUGGUCGUUGCGGCCGUUUACGAUGGAAAUGUUUCAAUUGAAAUGAAUAACGACUUUAAACCAGAAGUUCUAGAUGUUAAUGGAACUAAAUUAAAUACACUAACAUCAACGGAACCAAUAUUAAUAAUCUUUAAUAACACUCAACGAGUUAAAUUUAAAGCUACCAUCAAACAAGCCAAAACCGGAACAGAUUCCACUUAUAUAAUUGAUUCAUAUGUUUCAAAUUACGAGUUUGGAUAUAUUUCUUAUAAAGAAAAUGGAAUUUGGAUUUCAGAACAAAGAAUUACUGAAGAGGAAGAUAGUGGCUCCUUAUCUGCAGGUUCAAUUGCAGGAAUUAUUGUUGGAUGCGUUUUCAUAGUCGUUAUUAUUGUAGUAAUAAUAGUUUGCUUGAAAAAGUCAAAGUCCAAAUCUAGCUCAUCAAGUUCAUCAAAGAAAGUUAAGACUUAUAAGAAUGACUAUAAUGAAGCACAAGCACUCAGUGAUUUCCCUCAAGGCCAAGGAUAUCCUCCACCACAGCCUUAUUAUCCAAAUCAAGGCAUGCCCCAAAAUCCUCCUUACCCUCAGCCUCAAGGAUAUCCACAAAACAACCAGACACCUAUUUAUAAUGCAACAAUCUCCCCAGAUACACCUUAUCAAUAA
Molecule: messenger RNA, 876 nt
Organism: Trichomonas vaginalis G3
Lineage: Eukaryota; Parabasalia; Trichomonadida; Trichomonadidae
Product: amelogenin-related protein family
Exons: 1
Coding region: 1-876 (291 amino acids)
Source: RefSeq, a predicted model, not a curated record